This is a messenger RNA of Scophthalmus maximus (turbot), 774 nucleotides long. RefSeq names its product protein (peptidylprolyl cis/trans isomerase) NIMA-interacting, 4 (parvulin) (gene pin4). Bases 126 to 509 code for a protein of 127 amino acids. Gene Ontology annotation, molecular function: peptidyl-prolyl cis-trans isomerase activity; DNA binding. The transcript is spliced from 4 exons. Gene Ontology annotation, biological process: rRNA processing. The record is from RefSeq and is a predicted model, not a curated record. NCBI's taxonomy places the organism in Eukaryota, Metazoa, Chordata, Actinopteri, Pleuronectiformes, Scophthalmidae.
AUAAUUGGCUCAAGAAGAAGAACAUCCGGAGCGCUCUGCUCUGCGCAUGUCACAACUCCGCAUGAGCGAAUGCUAUUGUUUUUCUUUUUCAUCCUUCUCUGAAAUUCAGUUUCCUUCCGUGUGAAAUGCCACCAAAGGGUAAAGGUGGCAAGGGCGGGAAAGGAGCUGCUUCCGGAAGCGCAGACGCCGAUAAGAAAGAGAAGACCCCUAAGGGAGGCACCGCUGUGAAGGUUCGACACGUCCUCUGUGAAAAACAUGGAAAAUGCAUGGAAGCGAUGGAGAAACUGAAGACUGGAGUCCGUUUCAGUGAAGUGGCAUCACAGUACAGUGAAGACAAAGCCAGACAAGGAGGUGAUCUGGGUUGGAUGACGCGAGGGUCGAUGGUUGGACCUUUCCAGGAUGCAGCAUUUGCCCUUCCUGUCAGUUCCAUGGAUAAACCUGUCUACACAGACCCGCCUGUCAAGACCAAGUUUGGUUACCACAUCAUUAUGGUCGAGGGGAAAAAGUGACGUGGGCAAUGGGGAAGGCUCAACAUCUGAAAUUAGGAUGUUAAAAUUCUACAGAUAAUGAUGAUUCUCUGUUUUCACCUUUUUUUAAAGAAUAUUUAAAAAGGGAUUCUAUGUAAUGCUGACAAGUUUGUCUUUGUUAAAUGCAUAUUACCGUACUGACAAUUAAGCCUGAAGAAAUAUUUUUUACAAGCUUCAUUUUUACCUUCACAUAAUCACCUAGGUUUUUCUUUUCAGUUACACAAAUAAAUACAUUUUCUUUCAUGUA